GAGCGCCCAAAAGCAAGCCGAAGCCUGCCUCCCGGGGCGCGACGCGACCGCAGCGCUCGCCAGGGACAACUUCGGAAGGGCCCGGGGGCUGCCCGACAUGCGGCGGUCCCUGCUGUGCGCCCUAUGGGCAGCCAUCAUAGCACUCACCAGGGCUUCCGUGGUCGACAUCCUCAGCCGCGACCAACCGAAAGGCGAGUUAUUGGUAGCGUUCCCCAUCGCCACUGAUGAUGGGAGACAACUGGGUGAUUUAGAAUUUUAUGAGAAGGACGCGGCCGUCGACGCCGUCGCCGCGUAUUGUGCGAAAAACGAGUUACCGAGUUGGUUCCGGAAGAUGCUCGCCGCGAAGGUCUGUGAACGCACGUUGGAGGCCGACAAAGACUUACUGGAGAAGUUACCGGUCUGUUGGAGGACACGAGCUCUCUACUAUGAAGAGUCGAUUCAAGCCCCGGAUCAAGAUCGAAGCUACCCCGGCAAGCUCGAGGUCUGGGAGGACGAGGACCCCACGAAGGCCGUCGAGUACUUCUUGUUGCAAGCGGAGAAGGAAAUUCUCAAGAAUCGCACGAAAUGGGACGCGGAGCACGAGCGCUGGGAGAAGAAUAGGACGCGGAAUGUGGAGCUUGUGGUGGAGACGGAGCACGUCGCUCGUAGACGUUCAGAAAGAGAUAAAGCUUUGAAACAGAUCUCGGAGCUCGACUGGUUGCUGGAUAACCAUACCUUAUCCGAACCGAUGCGGGUGCCCAAUGGCUGGUUCCGCAAAGCUUUAGUAGAUCAUGUCUGUUCUCUACCAGGAUUGUCGUGUGAAGGUCGGCGGAAGCCUCUCCCAGAAUUACCGAUCACGGUGGACGGCAGUGACAAACCGAGGGGCGUGGUGCGGAUGUUCGAGGGCGCCGAGCGGUGUCGAAAUCACUCAUACGUGACUCGCCAUGCGGCGACGGCGUGGGGGGCGGGCGCCGUCGACGCGCCGUCCGCGCUCAUACGCCAUCGACGAGUGACGCGUCGCGGCGAUGGCGUGGGGGUCGGGCGUACGCCAUCGACGCGACGCGAGUGACGCGUCACCAUCUCCGAAACCGCGCAGGCGACGAGGGCGUCGACGCGGCCUAUUUUUUUGGGAAGCAGCACGGGCUGUCCUCCAAAGAGUUUCGCGAGAGUUUACUAGCUUAUCUAUGUACGCAGGAAGGUGUCUCGUGUACGAGAACGAAAGCUAGGGUGUUUUCUCGGUCUCCAGCGGACAUCCUGGGCGUGCCGGAGAUGGCCUACUGGCCGAAUUUCGAAGUCUGGGAGGGCGAGGAGGCGACGGACAAUGCCUUUGACUAUGCUCGUAGAUAUGAUCUUGAUAUCGAGCAGCGGUACGCGUUGCUGCAUGCCGCCUGUAACGAUGGCUUCGUCGAGUGUGAAAGAGGAGACCCCAUCUCGUUCUUCUUCCCGGUGCACGAAGAUGGCAAGGAGAAAGGGAGAGUCGAGAUGUCGCCCUAUCAGUUGCCAGGCGACGCGGUCUACGACUACUGCAAGCGCGAAAAGUACCUCCAGCCCAAAUACACGAAGAUGCACGUGCGCGCGAACCUGCACGAGACGUUCUGUGCUGCGCUGGAGCAGGAUCGAGGCCUGACGGAGGCGCAGAGGAUAAGUUGUGAGAGCGGGCCUCGCACGGCACGCGAGCCGCGCUUCGUGCAGGAGUUUACGGUGUCCGAACUCAAGUACAAGAUGCCCUUUUAUGAUUCGGAGUUCCCGCCGUGUGACGGCCGACCGGGCCCGGAUGGCUUGGACCCUAGUGAUCCGCUGACGGCAGAAAAUUGGACCGUUGGGUGCGUGCCGCGGGAGCUCCGGGCGGGCGAGGCGUUCUGCGGGCGGGUGCACCCCUACCCGCCCGGGUGCGGGCCGCACAUGGCCGAAUUUAUUGCUACUUCAUUAGCGAGGGCCGAACGGCGCUUGCCUGUGUGGAAAUCAAAUCUCGCGCGAUCACGCCGUGCUUCUGUAGCUGCGUCUGCGCGAUGGCGUGGCGAUCCCACGCCAUCGACGCGAUGUUGUCUCCAUGAUGGCGUUAACCUAACUCACUGGUUGGUUUCCACACAGCCGCCGGUUCCAGAUGACGUCGCCCUUCGGCUACGACUACUACCUGUCGCUGGCGACGCUGCGGGACGCGGACAACGACACGUUGGUCGAUGCCUACCUGGCUGGCAUGGCGCCGGUGGCGGGCAUGCUGGCGGAGACGCUGAGGAAUUUAACGGAGCUGAAUGAGACGCUACGAGCUUCGCGAGAAACGCACUUGCACGCGCGACGAGCUCUCGCGCACGCCCGAGGGGCUCGGCGCGUCGCGACGGAGGCGUUGUACGACGCCGAGUACCGACUGAAAAGUUUGAGGGAUGCUGUUUCUUCGGCUUUUGUAGAAGCCGGCUCCUUCGUCUCGCAGAAGCGGCUGUCGCCGGCGGACGCGGUCCGCGACGCCGCGAUCUUAUUCCCCCCCAUCCCGUUUACACUGCGCGGUUCUAGGAAGGCUCUUGAGGAAGCAAUCGAUGAUACGAAUCGAGCCGACGAGUUACUCCAUGCGGGCGAUUUGCUCUUGGACGACGCGCAGAUCUUACAUGGACAUGCAAGACCACAAGCGGACCACCUCGAGACCAUGUCCCGCGUCUUCCGCGAGGGCUACGAAACGUUAACCGACAAAAAACGGCGCGAGACGCACGACAAGCCCUGCAAGAAGAUUUUUGGAGCGUGCUGCGCCAAGGACACGGAUAAUGGGGGGAAGGACAUCAAGUGCGGCGGGGACUUCGAGAACGCGGAGUGAGUAAUGUUGUUGG
This is a messenger RNA of Pelagomonas calceolata, 2795 nucleotides long. NCBI's taxonomy places the organism in Eukaryota, Pelagophyceae, Pelagomonadales, Pelagomonadaceae. The record is from the annotation of a GenBank genome assembly.